Molecule: messenger RNA, 2907 nt
Organism: Durusdinium trenchii
Lineage: Eukaryota; Dinophyceae; Suessiales; Symbiodiniaceae
Source: the annotation of a GenBank genome assembly
AUGACAGCGGAUACAAUUUUUGAGUUGAUCGACAAGUCCAAGGAUGCAGGUCUAUCUGUCAGAGAAGGUGUAAAUUUUCUGAAAAACACUGAGAGGUUGUCAAUUGUCGCCGGUGCCCAUCCCAAUGCCACUGACGCUUGGAUGCGGCGUCACCAGCAGAUUUACGAUAACCGAGCGGUGGUUGCAUUUGCAGGGGCGACACACAUAUGUUUGGUCGCAGAUGGGAGCAGGCAUGCCAACAAGGAGGUGUUGGAAAGCAAAGUGGAGCGUGUGGCAUCUUUGCGGCUCUUGCAGGCAGUGAGCCACCAGGUUCAUUUGAUUACAGCAGGCCGCCUUCCAAAUUUGGACGCUUUCUCUGUUCCAGAGGACAUGUGCGUUUCCAUGGUCAAGCCAGGGUUCCAACGUGUGAUCCGCAGAGAGGGUCUGAGAAACCGAGCAUUUCACAGAUGUCGUACAUCUGACGAAGAAGUUGCUGUGAUGCCUGCGAACAGAGAUUGGUGGAAACAACUGCCCUUGUUAGUUUUGCAAUUUGACCAAGGGCCAACAUGCACUUCUGCUGCUGCGUAUGCAAUUCAUCAUCUUGGUAAGCUGGUGUCAGUACGCUGGGAUGUGUACCACAGAAGCAUUCGCGAUGUCAAACUAUCUUUGCUGCACAGCUGCAACGGUCGGUUUCUCCAGGCACAGAUGUACUCCCAAUACCUUUGGGCUCUCAGCUAUCGUCCUUAUAAUUCUUCUGGCUUCCAUGAAGACAAAAUUCGUAUUCUGGAGGUGAUGCUUGCUCGGGAGAACCCAGAGACUUUCCCGCUUUUCCAUGAUAUGUGGGAAACCAUCAGGGAUGACCUCCAAAUGCCUGCAUCUUCAACGAUGCACGACGUGUGGCGCAAACUUCCCACAACACCAAUCUUUGGAGCCAAGAUGUCCAUGCCGAAACCCGGCAGGUGGUUCAGCUGGAAUCAAUGUUGUGAGGAGCAGUUGAGUUCCUGGCACGUCUUGAAGUUGGCGCUGCAAUACCACUUCCCAGACAAUCAGGAUGUGGAUCCUGAUUUAGCUGCCAAGAAGCGUGAGCUUGAUGCCAUUGCGCGAAUGGCUGAUACGGAUGAGAAAGUGAAUGCUCGGAAGCAGUUCAGCCUUCUCAAAGAGAAGUUGGGAGGAGGCCUCAAGCUAGUGUAUUAUUUGAUGUCAACUCGUCUCCUUCAGCAAGUCCUCAUUCUCAGCAUGGUGACUCGGCCCACAUGGUCCUGGUACGCGUCUUCAGUCAAAAAAAUCAAGAACUCCGAUGACCAUGUUGCUCAACUUUUGAUUUUGGCAACCCAGUGGCAGAAGGACCCGCAUUUGCAGGAAACCGCUGCUGUGCCCAUUGCCAAAAGCAAGGAAUUGCUUGAUCUUUUGCGCAGACGUGAGUUUUGCGAGGUUAGAGCCGACAUAGCAAGUUCGACUUUGGACCUCACAGUCCACUUGCUCAUGCAGCGCACAUGGAGUUUGAGUCGGGCAAGCGCGCCACCAGACUGCUAUGCUGAGCUUUUGCACCCAGAUGUUGACAAGCAGCAGGCAGCAGCCCGCUUGCUGAAGCGAGAUCACAUUGCUGUUCUGCAGUUGGAACAGUGUGCUGCUGAUUCUGGCAGAACCGUUCAGCUUCUUGAAGAUUUGCGUCAAGUAUUCACUCCCCCUGUCAAGCUCAUGAUGCAGGCAUUUGAGGAAGACUUUUACCGAUGUGACUCUCCAGCAGGACGCCACUGGCUAUGUGGUCUCUUGAGGACCCUUCCGGAUAACAAACUCAUUGAAGAUCUUCAUGGUGUCUUGAGGAAUGAUGCCAAAUCACAAAAGACGAGGCGGCAGACCUUGCACCACAUUAUGGAGCUGGUGACACAGUCGAAGCAACUUUCAAGCCGAAAGAUUGUGCACAAACCGAUGGUGGACCGAGCAGUGUUCUUGCAGGAAUUUCCCAGAACACCAGACAAAGCGCGCAAGAGGCGUUAUUGGGCUCGCCAUCACAAACUUGCCAAACACUGGUCGACGAUAAUGGGCAGGAAGCACUGGUCCACUCUAUCUGAAGACAUGCUUCACAGAGGUUUUGCAGCCCUCGCAUUCCUCAGACACUACACUGCAGAGGGCAUGGGCCGGGAGGGGAUUCCAAUGUCCCGUGGCUUGCUGUCAAAAUUUGCGGUAGAGCUUCACGUCCUUAAGCACAUUCCGUCUGACUAUAUUGGGUUUUGCCUUGGCAAUGCUUGCUGGGCAUGCCUGAUGUGGCCUUUGCAGGAGUUUUGGGAUGAAGAUUCAGAUUUCACUGGCUACUACUUGUCGCCGACUGGUGAGGCCCAUUGGAAGUUUUUGGUGAACCCGCUGGAUUGGCUGGUAGUGAGCUUCCAGGCGGAACUCUUCAAUGACCAGAUCUUCAUGGUUCCCCAGGGCAAAGAGACAUUGCUUCGAUUUUUCUUUGCUGAUGUCGCCUUGCGUAAGAAUGUCACUGUUGCCGACUUGAUGGUUCUCAGCAGAUUUCUCGAUCUCAGUGAAGAAACAAAGAGGUUGAAGCGAGCUGAUUUGAUCCACAAGCUUGUUGAUGAAAUUGGUGGUCAAGAUCAAGAUUUCAUCAGCAAAAUCAAAGCUGACAUGGCCAAGCCGGAGAAGAAUGAAAAACUCAUUGGUGAUGAGUUGGAUGAGUUCGUCUUGGCAGAACUCCCAGCAGAAGACCAAGAUGAGUUUCGUUUGGUGGCCAAGGAGGUCGAUAGCAGAAAGAAGGCUGGUUGGUCUCUUGUGGAAUGCCAGUGGAAAAAAGCGAUGGCCAAGAAGAAAGCUAAGGCUAAGCCAAAGGGCAAAGCCAAGGCGAAACCCAAGGCUAAGGCCAAGUGUGGUUUUGCAAGGAGGUCGCGGAAGCGAAAGGCGUCGGAGAUGGAACAGGCGGUGACUUGA